GCGCGAGAAAAAGGAGAUCGUUUCCUCAUGGAUUAUGCUCAUUUAAUGAUGAAACUAUCAACGGGAAGACUGAUCUGCAAUCGGGGCUGAUCGUCCCCUCCGUGUGGAUUGAGAUGGAUCCAUCUCCGAGCUCCCCACCGUGGACAAUGAUCACGUUUGGAAUCGCCUGACCUGGUUUGUACCAAUGUUUUGAUCCCCGCGCACGCUCGGAUUUACAUUACAACGUUACAUCCGCUGGGGCUUCUCUCUGAAUACGCCCAUUCCUCUGGCCGACACAUCCCGAGUCGAUUAUCUGGACCUCUUGUGAGGUUAUACGCCGGCUCGUCUCGGCAAGACUCGUGCGGGAUCCGGUUUGUCAGCCCUGCUCGGUGUUUAUACCGAUGUAGGAUUCCGACAUGCGCAGCGCUGACGACCCCAACGGCGGACGAGUAUGACUACAACAGCGAAUUGGGUGGCUAACGGGGCAAGCCUUGAGGACUGCCACUCCAACAUCUUCUCUCUGGCAGAGCUGACGGGCAUUAAAUGGCGUUGCUACAGCUUCCGUGGCAGCGGGGAGUACGGGCCGGUGAUCUCUGCCCCGGCCCAGGACGACCCGGUUCUUCGCAGCUUCAUGCGCUGCGUGCAGGCCAACCUGCUGUGCGUGUGGCGCCGCAAAAUCAAGCCCGACGCCAAGGAGCUGUGGAUCUUCUGGUGGGGCGAGGAGCCCAACCUCGCCGAUGUCAUUCACCGCGAGCUGGAAGUGGCUGAGGAGGGUCUUUGGGAGUGCGGGCUGUCCUAUGAGUGCAGGACUCUCUUAUUCAAGGCCAUACACAACCUGCUGGAAAGAUGUUUGAUGGAUAAGGGCUUCGUGAGGAUCGGGAAGUGGUUCUUCAAGCCACACGAACUGCAAGAAAGGUUGUUGGGCAACAGUGAACACCUUUCGUGCUCCUUCUCCUUCUUCCUCCAUGGGGAGAGCAACGUGUGCACGAGUGUGGAGAUCGCCCAGCACCAGCCUGCACACCACAUCACAGAGCACCACAUCUGCCUCGCACAGACCUCCAUCACACCAGUGCAAGUUAUCCUGAGUCCGUACGGUCUGAGCGGCACUCUCACGGGUCAGGCCUACAAGAUGAGUGACCCGGCGGUACGGAAGCUGAUGGAGGAGUGGAGCUACUUCUACCCCGUGGUACUUCCGCAGAAAGAGGGAAGUGGAGAAAAGGAAAAAGAAGAAGAAGCAAGCCAGGCCUAUGAUCGCCACUGUCACGCGGCAGUGGAGGUCAUCGUGGGUGGAGUCAGGAUGACCUACCCAGCUGCUUUAGUGCUGAUUGCCCAGGGGGACCUCCCAUUGGAGCAGCCUCCACCUGUUCCUGCAGCUCAAGGCCUCAGCAGGGAGCCGAACCACUGCAGCGUGCCGCUCACACCGCCCACGUCACCGCAGCAGCCCUGCUCAGCGGACAGCGGCUUCGUGACCUCCAUCUCCAGUGUCCCCACACCAGACAACAGCAUGGGGCUCGCCAGCAUCAGCCCAAAGCAUUCUGGGAAGAAGCUAACCUGUCAGGUAGUCCAUCAGGCCUGGAGGGAAUGCUAUCUCAACCAGCCUCAGCACGAAUUGAAUCCGCCAACUGACGUGUCGCUUAAGAAAGAAGUGCCUAAUGGAGUAACCACGUGGGACUUCAGCGACCUGGGAGCGAGGGCGUCCUGCAGCUGCUCCAGGUUGAAGCAGCAUAAGAUGAAUCUGACCACGACCUCCACUGCCAACCCCCAGACUAGUGCCAACCCCACUCAGUCCUCUGGCCCAUCAUUAUACCCCCUCUCCCUGCCCAAACACAAGACCAGUGACAAGGCAGACAAGGCCGACAAACAGUCCAAGAGGCCAGCGAUGAUCCCCUUCCACCACCGUCUCUCUGUCAAUCAGGAGACCCCUCUGGAACAAGACUCACCAGGAGGGCCUCAGCUUGGGGGUCUUGGGGGUCUGGAGACAUCCAUGGAGCCUAUGGCGACUUUGCCAAGCUGCAAGUAUCCCAAAUCCCUCUCCAAUGGCAGAAAAGCCCCUGAGUCCCUUCUCCAUUCGCCAAUGUCUCCACUUCCGCCCACACUCAGCCCACACCCCCGGAUGCAGGACCAAGAGGUCCUGGACGGGCCUAUGGAUAUGCCUGUCUGUCAGGAUGGGGCUUUAGGGCUGGGGUUGAUUCCCAGCGAGACUGCAGUGUAUACAGCUGUGCUGAGGCAGAGGGAGAAUGGGGCCGGCUGGUGGAGAGGCUUCAGGACUCCAAGGACUGAUAAGACUGACUACAGACCCUGUGAACUCCCCACUGAUAAAUUAGAAGAAGUGAGGACAGAGACAGCUACUGAAGGAGCUCUGCUAAAAAGACUAUAUACACAGACUCACAAGAGAUUUAAGAUCUCAGAGGAGCGGGUGAGGGACCACAUCCACACGUUGGGCCUGUUCCAGCAGCCGGGUGUGGAGGCACUGCGGGAGCCGGGGGAGGAUCCCUACGACUUUAAGGAAGGAGACAUCGAGUACACGUUCUCCUCUUCGAAGAGGUUAAAGGGUCAAGGACGAGAACCCAACAAGAAGGGCAAGGGAGAAGAAAUCACCAGCAAUGGGGCACUGCCCGAUGGGAAUGAUGCUAUGUCCAUUUUUAACUCGGCUCCAAAAUCAGAUGAAUCGAGUCAAGAUGACGGAGCUGCCAAAGCCAACCCUUCUCUGACCAGAGAAAAAGAUCUGGUGGUCAACAUCUCUGACCUAGACAACAUAUUUGAUGAAGAUGAGGAAGAGCUGGGGCACUCAACCAAGCUCCCAGUAUCAACAGAAGAUCGUCCUCUGGGGAAAGAAGGGAGAGUUGCUGUACCGUAUCCAUCAACAGUAGCAGACCUCCAGAGGAUGUUUCCCACGCCUCCUUCCUUAGAGCAACACCCGGCCUUCUCUCCCAUCACAACCUAUCGUGACACUCCAAGCCAAGAGCCCCCUGCACCCAGCGGAGUGGCUGACCACCUGCUGCCUUUGGCCUCCGCCCACUUCACUGAGUACAGGAUGGAGAUUGAGGAGGGCAUGGACAGUCCCAGGCAGGAUGAUUUCAAGCCCCAAAUCGGCUCCUCCAUGUUUGCUCCACUCUCCUGCUUACCCAGCCGGGCUCUACCACAACUCAAGAUUACCGAGCAAUGCUACUAUCGUCCAUCCUGGGCCCUCUUGCCCAAAAUGGAGCAUUUUCCGGUCAUGCAUUCCCAGAAUACCACUUUCAUCAGAGAUGGAUACACAAACAUGCCAAGUGUCACCAACCUCUCCGACCAGGAGUACGGCCAGAUGAGCGGCACCACUGCCUCUGUGAGCACCUCCGUUGGCAUCCUCCAAUCUCCUGCCACUCCCCGUUUCUCCGUGCCCACUCCACGAACCCCUCGUACACCAAGGGGGAUUAACGCCGCGAGCUCUGGGCAGGGGUCGGUAAAGCAGGAUGGUACAGAGCUCAGCUCACCGGUGUCCACGCCCUCCACCAGCCUGCCUCUCAGCUCUGUCGAUCCCCUGGCUCGGCCAGGGCCCUCCCUUCCCGAGGCCCACAGCCUGUACGCUAUCCUCCUGCUCUCCGACUCCGUUCUCAACGUCUUCAAGGAUCGCAACUUUGACAGCUGCUGUAUCUGUGCCUGCAAUAUGAAUGUCAAAGGAGCAGAUGUGGGGGUGUAUAUCCCCGAUUCCACUUGUGAAGAUCAGUACCGCUGUAUGUGUGGCUUCAGUGCCAUUGUGAACAGGCGGCUGGCCCACGGCACGGGCCUCUUCCUGGAGGAUGAGCUGGAUAUUUAUGGCCGGACUUCUGAGGUAGGCCGGGCGGCCGAAAGGAGGCUGGCUCUUUGCCGGCGGGACCCAACUAUGGGUGACCCCAGGGCCAAGCGUGCGCAGGACACAGCCCCCGCCUCUCCGCUAGUCAUGAUCCUCCUGCAGGAGCACUGUUCCCAGCCGAUUUCCUCGCUGGCAUCCCUGCAUUUCCCCCUCAGCUGUUCCUGCCAUGGCCGCAAGGGAGCACUGCUCCAAAGCUGGAUGUCUGAAAAGCAGUGGGCAGAUGGUAGUGAUGCCUGUGUGGACUGCUUCAAUGCCUUUGAGCAGGGGUUGCAGUAUGUGGAUAACCCCACAGGAGGGAAAGUAGAUGCAGCUGUUGUCAGAAGUACAGCUCUUCACUCCUGGCCUCAUACAAAUGUGGUGGACAUGAACAUGUUGUCGUCCCAGGACAUGGUUCGUAUGCUGCUUUCUCUGCAGCCUUUCUUGCAGGACGCAAUCCAGAAGAAGAGAUCAGGACGGACCUGGGAAAACAUCCAGCAUGUUCAGGGCCCUCUCACCUGGCAGCAGUUCCAUAAGAUGGCCGGCAGAGGCUCCUACGGCUCUGAGGAGUCACCAGAGCCCUUGCCCAUCCCAAAAGUGUUACUGGGCUAUGACAGGGACAGGGACUUCUUGGCAUUGUCCCCCUUGGCGUUACCUUUCUGGGAGAAGUUGCUGCUGGAGCCGUACGGGGGGCAGCGGGAUGUGGCGUAUGUGGUGCUGUGUCCCAAUAGCCCCUCUCUGCUGUCUGCAGCCCGCACCUUCUUCCAGGACCUCAGUUCUGUUUAUGAGACGUGCCGUCUAGGGAAGCACCGGCCUCUGGCCAAGGUGUCCGGGGACGGCCUCGUGCGCGUGGGAGAAGAAGUGGAACAAGAGAAACUGGAGGAGCUGGAUGUGGACCAGUGGGUGACCGGACCCUGGGCCGGACAGCAGCACGCCGACAACCUCAGCAAACUUAAACUCUACGCUUAUGCCUGCAAGCAGCAGCUUGGUCCCCAGCUGUCGGCCCUUUCAUUGGACAGCAGUCUUCUGCUGCCUCCCAAAGUUCAGCCUCCCUCGAACCCCACAUCCUCAACCCAGCCUGCCUCUUCGGGGCCGCCUCAUGCUUGGGGCCCUGAAGGUGAACAAGCUCCAGGGGCCGUGAGUUCAGGAAAUGCUUCGACCACGACUGCAGCCACCUCAAACCAGACAGGGGAGACUACCCAAGGUGCACCCUGCGACGCCAAAGGGCCCUCCAGUGCCACACCCCCAGCCAACACACCGGCAGAAAACCCUGAACUCACUGCUGAGCAGUCUAGCAUCGGCAUCCCCACUGUGGCCGAAUCAAUGGACAGCCUCGCCAACCCACCAGCUAUUGUUAUUUACAUAGUGGACGCUUUUCUUAGCUCAAGUGGAGCGAGAAAUGAAGUGGGAGAGGAAGAAGAGGGUGACGAAGUGGAGGCCAGUAGCAUUUGGCUCCUAGGGCUACUUCGCUGCUACACAGAGAUGCUACAGACCCUGCCUGAGACCAUGAGACCUGCACUGGUGCUACAGGUGGUGCCGUGCCAGUACCUUCUCCAGCCGGCCAGCGGGGAGAGCCAUUUCUACCUGCAGCAUCUGCGCUCCCUGUCCUUCUCCUGCUACUCCCAAUGCAGACGUUUGAUGCCCCGACACACACACAUCAAGUCCCUGACUGGCUUCGGUCCAGUGUCAACUGUUAACGAUGUACUUAAGAGUCCAGAGCAUCCCAGCCCACUGCAGCUGUACACUCCCCCCUUCAUCCUUGGUCCAACUCGUUCCAAGCAGCCAGAACCAGGGGAGGUAUGGGCAGAGCUCCCUCCCAAAUACAAUGUGCUCUUUGUUGGAUACUGCCUGUCACAUGACCAGCGCUGGAUCCUUGUGUCGUGCACGGACCAGCAGGGGGAGCUCCUGGAGACCAGUAUUAUCAACAUUGAUGUACCCAACAGAGCGCGACGUCCUCAGGUUUCCGCCAGGAAGAUGGGACUGCAGAAGCUGUGGGAAUGGUGUAUUGGCAUCAUCCAGAUGACCUCACUGCCAUGGAGGAUCGUGAUCGGUCGAUUGGGCAGGCUGGGGCACGGAGAGCUGAAAGACUGGAGCUCCCUCCUCGGGGAGCAUUCCCUCCAUUCAAUAGGGCGCCAGCUGAAGGAGGCUUGUCGAAUGUGCGGCAUCUCAGCUGCUGACUCCCCCAGUAUCCUCAGUGCCUGCCUGGUCGCCAUGGAGCCACAGGGCUCCUUUGUGAUCAUGCCUGAUGCAGUCACCAUGGGCUCAGUGUUCGGACGCAGCACUGCUCUAAACCUGCAGACCUCGCAGCUGAACACACCUCAGGACGCUUCCUGUACGCACAUUCUCGUCUUCCCAACUUCUGCCACCACCCAGCUGGCCCCCAGCUCCUACCCUACUGAGGACAAUAAUGACGACAUGUUCGAUCUGCCCUUUCCUGAUGAACUGGAGAACGACAUUGGCCACGACAUGAUGCUCAUCACAGGCAACCUCCACCCGUCCCCCAACACCUCUCCUGUGGCCUCACCAGGCUCUCCGUCCGGGAUGGGAAUGGGUUCACAUUUCCAGCACACCAAGAACCAGGGCGAGCGCUUGCUGUCCAGGGACAGUCCACCAGAAGAGCUGAAGCAGCAGCCUCUGGCUCUGGGCUACUACGUCUCCACUGCACAAGCAAACGGGCUUCCUCAUUGGUUCUGGGCCUCCUGUCCGCAGGCUGAGAGCCAGUGUCCACUCUUCCUCAAGGCCUCCCUCCACCACCACAUCUCCAUAGCUCAAACAGAUGAGUUGGUGUCCGACAAGACGAAGAGGUCCCCUCACCCCUUGGACUCAAAGACCACCUCGGAUGUGCUCAGGUUCGUAUUGGAGCAGUACAACGCCCUCUCCUGGCUGACGUGUACCCCUGCCACCCAGGACCGGCAGUCCUGCCUGCCCGUCCACCUGGCUGUACUGAUCCAAAUGUACAACGCCAUCCUGAACAUGCUUUAACGCGUGAGACUUCAAGGACGGCUCUAGGGGGCUGACGGUUACCUUCAUUUCCUCUGUGCCUACGCUUCCUCCUUCUGGUCACCAGAGAGCACCAGAGCUCUUCGGUGGCUUCGGGUCGGCAUGGAUUAAAUGGCUGAAUAAAAGACAGGGCGAGUCAGACUCUCCCAUGCCUGGAAUGUAAUUAAUAAGAAGAGAGAAAUGCUCUGAACAAUAAUGUAACUUGUGGUCCGCGACACCCUGCAAACCCAGUACAGUUUGUACCUUCACGACUGGUCCUGUGUCAGUUACGGUACUUUCUGAGGAGGAGAACAGAUGGAUCUAUCCAACUAUGCCCAUUAUUGACAUGUCACAACUACAGCUACUUUUUUGGAUAUUUACAGAGAAGCUGUUUACGAGUCUCUUACCACCUUCACCUGUGAAAAAGGACGUCUGUGCAGGGCCACAUAACUCCAUACUGUACAACCAGCAAAGUGGCAUGACUACACGAACACAUGGCUUUGUUACAUCAAUGAUGCUUUUACAUUUUUGUAUAGAACUGCACUGUUGAGCUUCUUGGGACUUGCAGUCGGUCGAUGAAACUUCUACUUUUACUCUGAAAGGGGCACUUUUUCUUCACCUUCCAAAGUGUUGUUGAUAUCAACACAUUGGAAAAUAUUUGACCAGUUAAGACAGAAGUGUUGUUUAUAAUGUAGGACAUACAUUUGCAAAGAAUUGAAACUUAUUUUUAAUAUUUAAAACAAGAAAAGGAGAAACUUAAACAAGGCCUUUUUCCCAAUUGACUGUUAAUUGUCUUGGGAUCUGAAAAAAAAAAAAUAACGUCAUUUUAAUGCAAUUGUAAAGAUGCCAUAUUUAUACAAAUUAUAUCAUGUCAUAGAAUUUGAUAUAAAUAUAUAAAUAUAUAUAUAUGAAUAUACAUAUAUAUAUAUAUAUUACCUCUUCCAAGCAGGCACUUAAUGAUAAAGAUGAUGGACACAACCAUCUCUUUAGAAGUGGACACAGUCUGAACAUUUAUCUUUUUUUAAACUUUUUUUUAAAUUUACUUUCUACAGAUACUGAACAUUUUACCUUUUAUUUAAUGAGUUUAAAUUAAACUAAUUGAUGCAGGAGAUACAGUAUACUCUAUAUUUAUAAAGUGUUCCUCCUCUGCUAAAAAAAACUUGAAACAGGCAGUAGAAGACCAUGGUAUUUGAACAUUGCAAGGUUAUUAAAUAUUUAAGAACGAUGCUUUAUUUGAUUGGCUCUCCCAAAUGAUGUCAAGCAAACCAACAGAAAGGCCUGUCUCUUCAUCUUCACCCAGUCUGCUCUUUGUUAGAUUUCUAGCAUGUUUGUAUAUACACUUUUCAGCUGUGUUUUUUGAAAUUUUCUUAAAGCUGUACAUUUCAUGCUGGUUGGUUUAUUUUCAAGUGAUUCAUAUCAAAGUUUUUUUUUUUGCUGAGCUUUUUUGAUAUACAGUAUACAGUACAAAAGUCAUUUAAUAACAGCCAAGAGGUUGAAUUGCCAAGUAAGUGUACACAAAUGUACAGACGAGGGCAAGUUUGCAAAAAAAUGUUACAUCUGUCAUCACUUUGAAUAUCAAACAGAUCCAGAUCUGUUACUUUUACACUCUUUUUUAGUAAAUUAUUAAAACUCCUGAAAAUGA
Pseudoliparis swirei is the source of this 8408-nucleotide messenger RNA. RefSeq names its product mediator of RNA polymerase II transcription subunit 13-like. Lineage: Eukaryota; Metazoa; Chordata; Actinopteri; Perciformes; Liparidae. The record is from RefSeq and is a predicted model, not a curated record. Gene Ontology annotation, biological process: regulation of transcription by RNA polymerase II. Gene Ontology annotation, cellular component: mediator complex. Gene Ontology annotation, molecular function: transcription coregulator activity. Bases 431 to 6769 code for a protein of 2112 amino acids. The transcript has 31 exons.